Messenger RNA from Oldenlandia corymbosa var. corymbosa, 1932 nucleotides. The record is from the annotation of a GenBank genome assembly. NCBI's taxonomy places the organism in Eukaryota, Viridiplantae, Streptophyta, Magnoliopsida, Gentianales, Rubiaceae.
AUGGCAACCACCACGGUGGCUACCGCCGCCGGCGCUGUCGUUCUCUUGUACUAUGUUUUGAAUCGGAGGUUAUCAUCGAGGGAGGGUCUAGUGCCUGUUGACGAGGCCGGCGAUAAUUACUCCAAAACAUCUGCUAGUAAGCGGCGGAUGUCCUCUCGGAGGAGGCCAGUAGCGCAAGCUCCGGCCACUUGGUUUGAGACGAUUAUGACUUUAGCGGACACCCUUAGGUUUACAUACUCCGAGACUUUGGGGAAAUGGCCUAUUGGCGACUUAGCUUUUGGAAUUAACUAUUUAAUUCGAAGGCAGGGAAACCUUCAAGUUGCAAGUGUAUAUGCUGGAGAAAAUUCUGUACAGUUGAAGGGCAUCGAAAUAAUCACCCAAUUGUAUCAUUAUUUGAAGUUGCUGACUCUUUGCAUGCUUUUUUCUAAGAAACCAUUUCCAGUUUUUUUGGAUACUGCUGGAUUUUCACAAGCAGAUGUUCUUCUUCAGAAGCCUAAAGCAGGGCUUUUGAAGCCUGCCUUUACAAUAUUACAUGAUAAAGAUUCAAAAUGCUUCCUUCUUCUAAUCCGAGGAACUCAUAGUAUCAAAGACACAUUGACCGCGGCUACAAGUGCAGUGGUCCCCUUUCACCAUUCCAUCAUGAAUGAUGGGGGGAUAUCCAAUUUAGUUCUGGGAUAUGCACAUUGUGGAAUGGUUGCCGCUGCAAGAUGGAUUGCGAAGCUCUGCACUCCCAUAUUGCUCAAGGCUCUACAUGAAAAUCCUGAUCAUGAAGUCAAGAUUGUUGGUCACUCACUUGGUGGCGGAACUGCAGCUCUUCUUACAUAUAUCCUUCGAGAACAGAAAGAGUUGUCCUCAAUCACAUGCAUUGCUUUUGCACCAGCUGCCUGCAUGACAUGGGAGUUGGCGGAAUCUGGGAAGCAUUUCAUCACGACAAUAAUCAAUGGAUCUGAUCUCGUACCCACAUUUUCGACUGCUUCUGUUGAUGACCUUCGUUCAGAGGUAACUGCUUCAUCUUGGUUAAAUGAUCUUCGUGAUCAAGUUGAGCACAACCGAGUUUUAAACGUGAUUUAUCGCUCGGCCACUGCUCUUGGGUCUCGCCUACCAUCUGUGUCUAAUGCAAAAGCUAGAGUCGCGGUUGCAAGUGCUCUUCUGCGGCCCGUUUCAAGCAGCACUAGUGUCGUUAUGAAGCGUGCUCAAGAUGUAGCUCAAGCAGUUGUAAGGACCCGAACUUCUUUUUCAUCAUGGACAUGUAUGGGUCCUCGUCGCCGUGUAGUGAAUAGUCCAUCAGAAUGUAAAGCAGACGAUUCACCCGAGACUAUUUCUAUUAUUACCGAAAGAACAUCUGUAUCUAGUGUUAGUGAAGCUAUAACCAGAGACUCGAAGGUCUGCUCUUCUACUGUUUCACUGCAUGAAGAGACAGAUGAAGAAGAAGUUUUGACACGAGAGGACCACCACAGAGUCAUGGCGGCUUCCACCCUGGAAGAUAUUACCGAAGGUGAGUUGUGGUACGAACUGGAGAAGGAGCUCCAGAGACGGGAUGACCAUGAUUCUGAUGUGCAAGCCCAGGAAGAAGAAGAAGAAGAAGCUGCAGCAGCCGCAGAAGAGAUUUCCGAAGAGCAGAAGGUGUUGGUUGACGCUGUAGAAAGCCAUACACCAAUAUCAACUUCAGAUGUUUCAGAGAAUCUUCAGUUUUACCCUCCAGGCAGAAUAAUGCACAUUAUUUCUGUGCCGGCUCCUUCGUCAUCUGAGACAAAUGAUGAUUUGGGCCAGGAUGAUCGGACAGCAGAGCGGGUUUGCAUUUACGAAACACCAAGAGAUUUAUACAGCAAGCUAAGGUUGUCGAAAACUAUGAUAAAUGACCACUACAUGCCCAUGUAUAAGAAGAUGAUGGAACUAUUGAUCAAGGAAUUAGAGAAUGAAGAAGAAAUUUAG